CGCAUGUUAACAACUCCACUCUAGCACUGUGGUGGGCCGAUCACCACACCUCGUAAGCCAAGGAGUCCGCGCAGAAGCACACACGGCCGUCGACUGAAACGACGCGCGGAUCUUGACUCGGCGUCGAUGCUCUCUGACGCAACAUUCUCUCGCAGCUGUUGCCCACCCUUCUGGAGCAUUAGCAUUCCCAAAUAUCGUUUGAUGAACUUGUUGGACCUUCCUGCUCCUCACCGUAUGGCUAUGCUGCAAAUUAUGAGCCCAUCAAUCAUUCAAUUUGUUAACGUAUGACAACGGCGGGUUGUAUUUGUUUACAGGAACUUGUCACAAACAGCUUCUCGAUCCGACAAGUGUGAGUCGUUAUCGAAAACUGUGGAUCCAAGUUUAUAAAAGUGAAGUUUACAAAAUUUUGUGAUUGAACUUUUUGAAUUCUUUAAACAAGAUGAGGUUUUGUGUAUAAAUUUCUUAAUCAGUGGUAUUUAGUGAAAAGUGAUGGUGUAAGAGACUGAGUUUAAGAAACUCGUUCAAAGAUAUUAUUUUUAUUGACUAUCGAAAAGUCUAGACGUUGUUCUAGACUAAGCACUGACGAUCGUGGCGUCGUAGUAUGUCCUGCUCUCCAUGCGGUUACACUUACACAUCGACACCUCAGUUUCUGAUGACCGGACAGCAUCCUAGUGUUCCUUAUCCUACACCUAGUACAAUGCCUCCAGAUACCUUAGUGAGUCAGGCGCAUCCAGGCACCGGCGUCUGCUCUCUGCCCUAUGAUGGUCGUCUGCUGGGCACGGCCUAUCCGAGACUAUCAGAGUUGUACGCGGGUGCAGGUUACCCGGACCCGGUGGCGGCCUCUUACAUGACCGGCCUCGCUCCCAACCACCCCGCUGUCAUCUAUCCUACCUCACUGACUUCCCCGUAUGACAUGAAAGAUCCCCGGACGGCUUGGGCAACUCUGCCGCAGGCAGCUGGCUAUCCAUGCGAUCCAACGUUCGCCGCUUACGGACCUUACGGAGACAGGUUUGACCCAGUGGACAGCGAGGCAAGGCGUCGUAAUGCGACACGUGAAACGACGAGCACCUUGAAAGCUUGGUUAAACGAGCAUCGAAAAAAUCCCUACCCAACGAAAGGGGAGAAGAUAAUGCUGGCGAUCAUCACUAAGAUGACUCUCACCCAAGUGUCCACCUGGUUUGCCAAUGCUCGCCGGAGGCUGAAAAAAGAGAAUAAAAUGACCUGGGAACCCAGGAAUAAGACGGGUGACGAUAUGGAUGACGUCUCCGUAGAUGAAGAUGACGACAAAGAAGAACCCAGUGAAGACGACAAAAACAGUACAAAUACCGAUGCCAGUAACGAUCAGAAAACACGUGAAGAGCCAACAAGGAGUGAAAACAAAGGCAGUAAUUCUGACGAAGAAACAACACACCAGCGUGAAUCUUCUCCUUUCAAGAGUGUCUCGGAAUCUUGCAGAGAUGAAUCUACGCCAAAGACUAUCGAAAACUCUCCUGUCAAAUUAAGAGUGACUGAUAUUUCUGAUAGUAAUAAGUGUGAUGAAGGAAUUGUAGCUGAGAAGCCAAAAAUCUGGUCAUUGGCACAAACAGCCACUUCAGAGAGUCCACCUACUUCAAGGAAGCAUGGUUUGGAACAGCAACAAGAAGAUUUCAAUAAAAGGCUGAGGAGAAUGGUUUAUCAUGAAUCCUUUCAUUCUCCAGACGUGUCUCAUCAGUCUCCUUACCAUAGAACCAUACCUAGAUUACACCAGGACAGCUCAGCAGAUUCAUCGUUGUCAUCUCCGCCGCUCUGGAGAGCAAGUGAUCUGCACGGCCUCAAUCAUAGUGAUAAGUUUGGACGCGUUACACCGCUGGAUUCAAACGAUCUGGUCUCGGUAUCUCCUUCUUCAACUGGUUCACCUGCAAUGGUAUCCUCUAACUUAGAUGCACCUAGCACUUUAUCUCCCAGCCUCAGUUACAAUCGCUUAUUGGGCUGUAGGCUGCUAUCUUGCAGUGACAGUGCACCUGGAAGUAUGAGGCAUAAUCCUGUUGAUCAUAGUCAUUAUUAUACCACUCAAGCUAAUUCGAUGCCACCCACCCUGGACUUAAGGACUUUACAUUCUGCUUUCCUCAGAACGUCCCCAUUUGCAUAUCCGGUUGGUUUUACAGCUACUUCGCCUUCAGUUCAUCAUAAUCCCUCGACGACAACAGCCUGCAAACCUAAAACAAAUGAUGGUAGCCAAAGCAGAAGCAGCAGUUAACGGACUGCAAUAGCUGAACACUGAUAUAAUGCCUCCUCUCUCAUUUUGAACAGUUCCAAAAUGAAUACAUAAAAAUGAGAUUUUACAUUCCUUUGAAAGUGUCUUACUACAGCGAAAGAAAUGCCCGUCUGAAGCGCGUUGAAAGCUUUGAGCACCGUUGUCAUUCAUAUCAAAUGUUUAUUGCAAAACUGAGGAAAAGAUAUGUUCAAAAAAAUUCAUUGUAAUUUAUUAUAAUCGUCGUUCGGGCGUAUAAUAUAGGGCACAGUUAUCUCAGAUUCAAAACUCAUAAAUCAUUGUGUUUCCUUUCAAAGGAUAACUGUCACAUUAAAGGAGGUUUGAAAUCUUUUUCAUCAUAAAUAGGCCUAGUAUAAUUUAUGUAAAAAUGUAUGCACGAAAAUUUUGCUCUCAGUGUUUCCAUGUACUCUAUUGUAAAUAAAAUAUUUUUUGUUAUACAUGAUUAUUGAAAAAUAAUAAAAAAUUAUGAACUCA
Stegodyphus dumicola is the source of this 2725-nucleotide messenger RNA. Its product is annotated as iroquois-class homeodomain protein irx-2-like. Gene Ontology annotation, molecular function: RNA polymerase II cis-regulatory region sequence-specific DNA binding; DNA-binding transcription factor activity, RNA polymerase II-specific. The record is from RefSeq and is a predicted model, not a curated record. Lineage: Eukaryota; Metazoa; Arthropoda; Arachnida; Araneae; Eresidae. Gene Ontology annotation, cellular component: nucleus. Gene Ontology annotation, biological process: neuron differentiation; regulation of transcription by RNA polymerase II; cell development.